This is a messenger RNA of Panicum virgatum (switchgrass), 1247 nucleotides long. RefSeq names its product MADS-box transcription factor 27. The record is from RefSeq and is a predicted model, not a curated record. NCBI's taxonomy places the organism in Eukaryota, Viridiplantae, Streptophyta, Magnoliopsida, Poales, Poaceae. The coding region runs from base 300 to 1022 and encodes 240 amino acids. The transcript has 8 exons. Gene Ontology annotation, cellular component: nucleus. Gene Ontology annotation, molecular function: RNA polymerase II cis-regulatory region sequence-specific DNA binding; protein dimerization activity; DNA-binding transcription factor activity, RNA polymerase II-specific. Gene Ontology annotation, biological process: positive regulation of transcription by RNA polymerase II.
GUCUGCUUGCAAGUUGCAUCCACCCAGCGCCAAGAAAAGCCAGCCUUCUUCCCACAAACGCACACCCAGACGCAUUAUUCCCUUCCCCUCUCCUCCCUUGGGAAACCUUUUGAGCUUUCUUCUUCCAGCUCCCUGGCCAGAUCUCGUCCUUACCUUCUUUGGCACGUUCGGCGCCAUCGCCUUCCUGGCCGACCGGAGAUCCCGCCGCCGCGUCCUUCCUGUCUCUUUGAGGAUCAUCUCAGUAUCCGUUUCCAGCGUGUGAGGGGAGGGAAAGCUAAGGUUGAUUAAGAUCGAGAGAGAUGGGGAGGGGAAAGAUUGUGAUCCGCAGGAUCGACAACUCCACGAGCAGGCAGGUGACCUUCUCCAAGCGCCGGAACGGGAUCUUCAAGAAGGCUAAGGAGCUCUCUAUCCUCUGUGAUGCCGAGGUCGGCCUCAUGAUUUUCUCCAGCACCGGCCGCCUCUACGAGUACUCUAGCACCAGCAUGAAAUCAGUGAUAGAUCGGUAUGGCAAGGCCAAGGAAGAGCAGCAGGUUGUCGCAAAUCCCAACUCAGAGCUUAAGUUUUGGCAAAGGGAGGCAGCAAGCUUGAGACAACAACUGCACAACUUGCAAGAAAAUCAUAGGCAGUUGAUGGGAGAGGAUCUUUCUGGGCUUAAUGUUAAGGAACUGCAGUCCCUAGAGAAUCAGUUGGAAACAAGCCUGCGUGGAGUCCGCGCAAAGAAGGACCAUCUCUUGAUUGAUGAAAUUCACGAAUUGAAUCGGAAGGCUAGUUUAUUUCAUCAAGAAAACAUGGACUUGUACAAUAAGAUCAACCAGAUUCGUCAAGAAAAUUCCGAGUUAUAUAAGAAGAUCUAUCAGACCGAAGGACCAAGUGAAGUUAAUCAGGAAUCACCGACUCCAUACAACUUUGCAGUAGUAGAAAACACAGAUGUUCCUGUGCAACUUGGACUCAGCACACUGCCACAACAGAACAGCAUCGAGCCGUCGACUGCUCCAAAGCUCGGAUUGCAGUUAAAUCCAUGAAACAGAGUCAAAUCACUAUUCCUAUUAUGCUGUUGUAAAGAGAUGAUACUCAGCAAGACAAAACAAUGUAUUUAUGGCAGAGAGAUUUGAGAUAUGAAUUUGUAAAUGCACUGCAAAUAAAUUCCAGACUGGAAUUGAGCUGUGGAAUUCAGUGGAUGAUUGUUUUCUAGCUGCAUAUGAUGUUAGAUGUUCUCAUAUUAAACAAGUUGCAAGUUUUCUACUGCA